GAGUCGCACUGCGAUGAAAGUUUCAGCCUCUGUUAAGAAAAUUUGUCGGAAUUGUAAAAUCAUCCGUCGCAAGGGCGUUGUCCGCGUUAUUUGUACAGACCCGCGCCACAAGCAGCGCCAGGGUAUCAACAUUCCGGUUCAUCAGCACACUGAGAUCGGUCUAACCGCAAUCUACGGUAUUGGGCGCUCCACUGCUCGCAAAAUUUGCGAAGCGUGUGGCAUUGCCUACUCCAAGAAAAUCAAAGAGUUGACGGAUGGCGACUUGGAGAAAAUCCGUGACCAGUUGCUUCAGUACACGCUUGAGGGCGACUUGCGCCGUGAGGUGACCAUGGGCAUUAAGCGCUUGAUGGAUAUUGGUUGCUAUCGUGGCUUCCGUCAUCGCCGUGGUCUGCCUGUGCGCGGUCAGCGCACGCGCACCAAUGCACGCACGCGCAAAGGCCCGCGUAAAGAAAAGAGUACCCUAAUGGCAAAAUCACCCAGCAACAGCGCAUCUCAGCGUGUGCGCAAGAAAAUUCGCAAAAACAUCCCCGAUGGCAUUGCGCAUGUUCACGCUUCGUUUAACAACACCAUUAUCACUAUCACCGAUCGCCAGGGCAAUGCUUUGUCUUGGGCCUCUUCUGGUGGGCAAGGUUUUAAAGGCUCGCGCAAAUCUACGCCAUUUGCUGCGCAGGUGGCUUCAGAAGUGGCUGGUCGCGCGGCGAUGGAGCAGGGCAUCAAAAAUUUGGAAGUGGAAAUCAAAGGUCCAGGACCAGGCAGGGAGUCUUCUGUUCGUGCAUUGGGCGCUUUGGGUAUACGCAUCACCUCUAUUGCCGAUGUAACGCCUGUUCCGCACAACGGG
This is a messenger RNA of Darwinula stevensoni, 838 nucleotides long. The record is from the annotation of a GenBank genome assembly. NCBI's taxonomy places the organism in Eukaryota, Metazoa, Arthropoda, Ostracoda, Podocopida, Darwinulidae.